Molecule: messenger RNA, 3181 nt
Organism: Telopea speciosissima
Lineage: Eukaryota; Viridiplantae; Streptophyta; Magnoliopsida; Proteales; Proteaceae
Product: E3 ubiquitin-protein ligase UPL5-like
Exons: 3
Coding region: 263-2953 (896 amino acids)
Biological process (GO): positive regulation of protein catabolic process; protein polyubiquitination; proteasome-mediated ubiquitin-dependent protein catabolic process
Molecular function (GO): protein binding; ubiquitin-protein transferase activity
Source: RefSeq, a predicted model, not a curated record
CUCUCUCUGUCAUACUCGUUCCGAAAUAAACGAAAUCCUCCGUUUUCCGUUUUUGGGUUCUCUCAAAAUCUCCUUUCUUCUAACCCCAAUGACUUCGUUCGCAGCCUUUACUUUCUCUCAAUUCUCUCCUUCAAGCCCCAAUCUUCCUUUAUCGUUCUUUCUCUUUAUCUUUCUAGUUUAAGGUCAGGGUUGGGGUUUGGUCUCGAAGGAAAUGGAUGGUAUCUUUCUUUAUGUGGCUUGAAGCUGCUGUUUCUUGAUCCCAAUGUCUGUCAGAGAAAAUUCGAUUGAUUUCUUCCAUCAACGUCUCGAUCGGAUCUCUUCUAAGAGGAAAUUGGAUGAUUAUGGGCCCUCUGAUGAUGAUUUCUCCGAUUUAUUGAGAAGGAUGAAGAGGGAUGAAGCCGACGCUGUCAAUUCGUCCUUUGGAGGGGACGCUAGGUUAGGGCACACCAGUACCAGUGUCGGUGUGAAUGAAUCGGAUUUUGGAACCAGGGUUUCUGAUGUUCGAUCGGUUUCUUAUAGUGGCUCCACCGAUGGAGGUGUCGGGUGCUCGUUUUCUAAAUUGCAGUUCUUUGUGCGAUCAAUAUCUGGUGGUAAUACUAUUGUUAUUCAUGCCGGACCUGAUGAUUCUGUGAAAUCUGUUCAUGAACAGAUUCGCAAAAUAACGGGGAUUCCUAUAAUUGAGCAACGUUUGAUAUACCGAGGCAAACAGUUGCAGUGGGAACAGUCUCUUGCCCAGUGUUCUAUCCAGAACGAUGCUGGUCUUCAGCUCGUCGGACGUAUGAGGAGCACCGAGUAUCCUCGUACUUGGCAGGUUGUCAACGAUUUGGUCUCCUCUAUAUGUCGACUCUGUAGAGAGGAGGCACUCCAGCCACCCGGUUCCUAUAGAUAUGUUAAAGCCCGGGUGGAGGAGUUCUUGCGGAUGACUCCCAAGGACGAUUAUGAAAUGGCAUCUGGGCAUAUCCAGAUCUUCAAGUCCGCUGGAGCCCCCACUGCGCUCGUUAUGCUCUUCCUUUCUCCCGUUAAAGGGAACAAGCAGUGUGCGGAGGAUUCAAUUCGGCUUUUUCUCACACAGGAUAACGACUUACUACCAAAACCCGUGCAAGCUCACUGUGCUUCCAUUGUGCUGGAAUUCUGUAAGUUGCUCACCAGAACUUCUCGUGAGGAUCCACUGUACAUAUUAUGUCGAAACACUCUUGGUUCAUUGUUGGAAACCUUCUCUGUGGCACACGAGUCUAGAUAUUUUGGUAAUGAGAAGGCGUCGGUUGUAAUUCGAGAGUUUUACCCAUUUGUACGUGAGUUGGCAAACCGGCUGUCUGCGAGUUUAGAGGUGGGUAUGAACUCUCCGCAGUGCGUUGCGUUAUCGGUAAGUGACGUCCGUGAUUUCUCUGCGUUCUUGUUGCCCUUGAGAAAAGCAAUUGAAGACCAAUUGGUGGGGAAUGGUCCCAUGCGUAUUACUUUGCUUGAGGCUGGUGAUAAAAUUCCAUUCUGUGGGGGUGAGAUUGAAUUACUCCACAAUAUUUUCCUUGAGUUGCUUGAAAAAAUUGAUCAAUGCUUAAUAAAAGUGGAGGGGUUUCUAUCUGCUAAAGUAGCUGGAGAAAGUGAAGCUCGCCCACUUGUGUGGUCUCAAUAUCUUGCUAUUUUGAAGGAAUUGAAUAGCAUUUCCAAACUUUAUCACGGCGGUGAAGACAAACUUCGUUCAGUUAUGAGGGCAAGGCGAACUGCACUGAAUGCACUUAUUAGAUACACAAAGCGAAGUGAUGAGCACCGCUGGUUUCUUGAGCAUAAAGAUGUGACUGAUUUUGAAUCUAGGAGGCAUUUGGCGAUGAUGAUGUUUCCUGAGGUGAAGGAUGAGUAUGAAGAACUCCAUGAGAUGCUCAUUGACAGGCCUCAAUUACUGUCUGAAUCAUUUGAGUAUAUCACGAAUGCCGAGCCUGAAGCAUUGCAUGGUGGCCUUUUCAUGGAGUUCAAAAAUGAAGAAGCUACGGGUCCUGGUGUCUUGAGAGAGUGGUUCUGCUUGGUGUGCCAAGCAAUAUUCAAUCCUCAAAAUGCCCUUUUCCUCGCAUGUCCAAAUGAUGGCAGAAGAUUCUUUCCUAAUCCUGCUUCUGAUGUGGAUCCUUUGCACCUUGACUAUUUUGGGUUCUGCGGUCGCGUGAUUGCAUUAUCCUUAAUGCAUAAAGUGCAAGUAGGAAUUGUAUUUGAUCGUGUGUUUUUCCUGCAAUUAGCUGGAAAGCUUGUUUCUUUAGAAGAUGUUAGGGAUGCAGAUCCAUGCUUUUAUUCCAGCUGCAAAAUGAUUUUAGAGAUGGAUGCUGAUUUUUUGGAUUCAGAUGCUUUAGGACUGACAUUUGUCAGAGAAAUUGAAGAGUUAGGAUCCAGGAGAGCAGUGGAGCUCUGUCCUGGAGGGAAGGGCAUCGUUGUGAAUAGUAGGAACAGAGAGGAAUAUGUAAACCUUCUCAUUAAGCACCGCUUUGUCAUAUCUAUCUCUGAACAAGUAGGUCAUUUUGCCCAAGGAUUUGCUGAUAUUCUUUGUGACUCAAGGCUCAACAAAUUCUUUUUCCAAAGUUUGGAGCUUGAAGAUUUUGACAGAAUGCUGCAUGGAAGUGAUCAAGACAUUUGUGUGAAGGACUGGAAAGCACACUGUGAAUACAAUGGCUACAAGGAGACUGAACGUCAAAUCUGUUGGUUUUGGAAGAUUCUUGAAGGAAUGUCCGCAGAGCGACUGAGGGUACUUCUUUUCUUUUGGACAUCAUUGAAGUACCUACCUGUAGAGGGCUUUGGUGGCUUGGCUUCUCGGUUGUACAUAUACAAGACAUCGGAUUCCCCUGAUCGCCUGCCGUCAUCUCACACAUGCUUCUACCGGUUGUGUCUUCCACCGUACCCAUCGCUCACCAUCAUGCGGGAACGUCUAAAUAUCAUUACCCAAGAACAUGUGAGCUGUAGCUUUGGUAUGUGGUGAAUGGAAGAUAUACGGUAUCUGCGAGAUAUGUUUGAAAUGAUGGAUUUGGCUGCAUAUAUUGAUUGGCUAAACCUGUACAGUUCUUAGGAUCAUAAUUAUCUCUGUUCUCAGAGUAUGUAAGAAGUUCCUUCGUCUUCUCUUUUUUUUUUUUUUUUUUUUUUUUGGUGACUUGUCUUUUUGCUCUUUUGUCAAUAGUUGAUUUAGGUGAAGAUACCUAGAAAGAUAAGG